Molecule: messenger RNA, 844 nt
Organism: Sorex fumeus (smoky shrew)
Lineage: Eukaryota; Metazoa; Chordata; Mammalia; Eulipotyphla; Soricidae
Exons: 4
Coding region: 73-738 (221 amino acids)
Source: RefSeq, a predicted model, not a curated record
CCCAGGCCCCGCGAGUUUGCGAUUGGUCCACUCGGGCGCUGCCCCAGUGGGUAACUCCGGAGACUGCCCCCUAUGCUGUUGGCGAGGCCCUCAGCCCUUUCCAUUCAUGUGAACCUCAGACAACGUCCCGCCCGGAUGCCCGCCUCCAACGGGAACGGGGGUCGUCAAGCGGCAAGAGAGGUCCUAGGGACCUUUGAACCUGCACCCCCAGCUCCUCCCGCCUUGCAAAGGGAGGAGCGUCCUUGGUGCUGGCCCCUCCCCCUCCCCUUCGAACCCCUGACUGGACUUUCGUUUCCAGCUCCUGCAGUCUCUCUCUUUCCUUUCCAGCCGGCUUCUUGGCUUCUGGAAAGGCCUGUCUACACUCGUGCCUGUCUACACUCGCUGUCUCCUUCCUCACCUCCAAUUUCCUCUCCAACCUGCUGCUUCCUGACUUGCUUUCCUCCGGUGAAGGCCCUUCUGCAGGGUGGGACCGUCCUCUGCGCUGGGACAAGGCGUGAAGACAGAGGCCGGGACCCCGCCGUGGGACCCACAGAGCCCGGCACCCCGACCUGCCUGCAGAUGCCCCCGCCAGCCCCCCGCUGCUAUCUGGCUCCUUCUUCAGCUCAAGCCGCCACCAGGAACCUGUGCGUGAGCCCGACCCUGCGCCUCGCAGCCUUGACGCCCUCCACGGCCCGGCGCCCUCCACACCUUCCCACGAGACAGGCCGCCUCGGGACCCCGCGAGGCCUCCGCCCUCUGACCGACGGACUGACUGCGUGCCUGGCCCCCUCCCGCGAGACUGGGGGCGCAGGGGCUUUGCCCUCCUGUGGGAGGGGCCGACGAACUCCUACCUCACAGGGCUGUUG